UGAAAAAGAAAGAGACAACUUUUGUGUCCGUUUUACUGGCAAGAAUUACGCUGCUUGGGAAUUUCAAUUCAAAAUGUAUGUUAAAGGAAAAGGAUUAUGGAGUCACCUUGAUGGGGUUUCGAAGGCACCGAUAGAGAAAACUGCCUUAGAUGCGUGGGAAAUCAAAGAUGCUCAGAUUAUUUCUUGGAUUCUCAAUACUAUUGAUCCUCAUAUGAUCAAUAAUUUGCGCUCUUUUUCAACUGCUCAAGAAAUGUGGAACUAUUUGAAGCGUAUCUACAACCAAGACAAUACGGCCAAACGUUUUCAUUUGGAGCUAGAGUUAGCCAACUACAAACAAGGUAAUUUGUCAAUUCAAGAAUAUUAUUCUGAAUUUUUGAAUUUAUGGACAGAACACUCUGCUAUUCUAUUUGCUGCGGUUCCCAAGACUUCUCUCGCGGAUGUCCAAGCUGUGUACGACACUAGCAAGCGGGAUCAAUUUCUCAUGAAACUUCGUCCAGAAUUUGAGGUUGUUAGAGGUGCUUUGCUGAACAGAAAUCCUGUUCCUUCUUUGGAUACAUGUGUUGGUGAACUUCUCCGAGAGGAACAACGUCUCUUUACUCAAGGAACCAUGUCUCAUGAUGUUGUCACUUCUGAACCUGUUGCAUAUGCUGCUCAAAGCCGAGGUAAAGGUCGUGAUAUGCGACAAGUCCAAUGUUUCUCGUGUAAACAGUUUGGACAUGUCGCUCGUAGUUGUAAUAUGAAAUUUUGUAAUUAUUGCAAGAAGCACGGUCAUAUUAUCUCUGAUUGUCCCACGCGCCCUCCACGACCAACACAACAUUCUGUGCAGGCAUUCCAUGCCACUAAGAGCUCUGCAAUUGGUCCUUCCAUUCCUAGUGCCUCUAAUGGUGGUGCUCUACAGCCCGAAAUGAUUCAACAAAUGGUACUUUCUGCUCUUUCAGCCUUGGGAAUUCAGGGAGCAGGUGUCGGGGAAGGUGAUCGCGAAGGGGCCUAAAGUGGGAAGAUUGUUUCCACUUCAAUUUAUUUUCAAUCAUUUAUCUCUUGCUUGUAAUAGUGUUUUGAAUUCUUAUGAGGAUUGGCAUAGAAAAUUGGGUCAUCCAAACUCUAAUGUGUUGUCUCAUUUAGUUAAAACUGGUUUAUUGGGAAAUAAAAAUGUUGUUUCUAAUGCCUCUGUGCCAUGUUCUGUUUGCAAAUUGGCUAAAAGUAAAACACUU
Messenger RNA from Cicer arietinum (chickpea), 1211 nucleotides. NCBI's taxonomy places the organism in Eukaryota, Viridiplantae, Streptophyta, Magnoliopsida, Fabales, Fabaceae. The record is from RefSeq and is a predicted model, not a curated record.